CACAGGACGAGGACCUCACACCAAGACACGCCUUCUCAGGGGCACAUCCUUCACGGACACACGGGACGAGGACCUCAGACCAAGACACGUCUUUUCGGAACACAAUUAAACCAGUUAAUAAUGGCAAAGAGCUUAGUUGGACUUUGGACCAAUGGUACGUGCACGGAGGUGAAGAUCGAGGAGCCUGAGCCUGGCAAGCUGAGCGGCUGGUACAAGAUCGCGGUGGGCACCCCCAGGGAGGUGGAGGUGCCCAUGGCGGGGCUGGUCAACCACACCAAGGCAGACUGCCCUAACUUCAGCUUCUGUGUGUCCAUGGAAGCCAUCGGAGGAGACACAUGCAAUGCAGUGGUUGGGCAGUAUUUUAACCACAGUGGGGAAGAGCUUCUGAAGACGAUGUGGCUUAUGCGUGCUGGUGUGACCAAUUGUGAAGACAACUGGGGAGCCACAAAGGUUGGUGAAAACACAUUUAGGAGGAAAGCACCCUGAGAGGACAGACACAGAUCAUCUGUACAUUGUGUGUUUUUAAGCAACUGCUCCAAACGUGUUAAGUGUGUGUGUGUGUGUGUGUGUGUGUGUGUGUGUGUGUGUGUGUGUGUGUGUGUGUGUGUGUGUGUGUGUGUGUGUGUGUGU
Molecule: messenger RNA, 630 nt
Organism: Engraulis encrasicolus (European anchovy)
Lineage: Eukaryota; Metazoa; Chordata; Actinopteri; Clupeiformes; Engraulidae
Product: avidin-related protein 3-like
Exons: 6
Coding region: 121-486 (121 amino acids)
Molecular function (GO): biotin binding
Source: RefSeq, a predicted model, not a curated record